Messenger RNA from Cavia porcellus (domestic guinea pig), 4961 nucleotides. RefSeq names its product potassium inwardly rectifying channel subfamily J member 12 (gene Kcnj12). Gene Ontology annotation, biological process: potassium ion import across plasma membrane; regulation of monoatomic ion transmembrane transport. NCBI's taxonomy places the organism in Eukaryota, Metazoa, Chordata, Mammalia, Rodentia, Caviidae. The transcript is spliced from 2 exons. Gene Ontology annotation, molecular function: inward rectifier potassium channel activity. The record is from RefSeq and is a predicted model, not a curated record. Gene Ontology annotation, cellular component: plasma membrane. Bases 16 to 1623 code for a protein of 535 amino acids.
CAAGCUGGAGCAGCCAUGACCCGCUGGAUGACCCUCCAGGCCUCUAGGCCAUGCAAACCCACCCCCUGGGAUGUGGCGGCCUCUUGCCGGCGCCUGAGUGCACCGACCCUGGCCACCUGCCCCCCGAUGACCCCAGAAUCUGGAGCUGAACUAUGUUCCCAGAACAGCCCCAAGGCUCCCCAAUCCAGCCAGCUCUCUGCCUCCUGGCCCAGGCGGAAGCAGCAUCCCCCAUUACAGCAUCGGGUCUCAGCUUCUCAGACCCAUGGAGCCUCCCUGCCCGGAGCCAGCUUGGGGCCAGGUCAGGGCCCCCUGACCCCCGGGAUGACUGCUGCCAGUCGGGCCAACCCCUACAGCAUCGUGUCAUCAGAGGAGGACGGGCUGCACUUGGUCACCAUGUCGGGUGCCAAUGGCUUUGGCAAUGGCAAGGUGCACACUAGGCGCCGGUGCCGCAACCGCUUCGUCAAGAAGAACGGUCAGUGCAACAUCGAGUUCGCGAACAUGGACGAGAAGUCGCAGCGCUACCUGGCCGACAUGUUCACCACUUGCGUGGACAUCCGCUGGCGCUACAUGUUGCUCAUCUUUUCUCUGGCCUUCCUUGCCUCCUGGCUGCUGUUUGGUGUCAUUUUCUGGGUCAUUGCUGUGGCCCAUGGUGACCUGGAGCCGGCCGAGAAUCGUGGCCGCACCCCCUGUGUGAUGCAGGUCCAUGGGUUCAUGGCAGCCUUUCUCUUCUCCAUUGAAACGCAGACCACCAUCGGCUACGGGCUGCGCUGUGUGACCGAGGAGUGUCCAGUGGCUGUCUUCAUGGUGGUGGCUCAGUCCAUCGUGGGCUGCAUCAUCGACUCCUUCAUGAUUGGUGCCAUCAUGGCCAAGAUGGCACGGCCCAAAAAGCGGGCGCAGACUCUGCUGUUCAGCCACAACGCCGUGGUGGCACUGCGUGAUGGCAAGCUCUGCCUCAUGUGGCGCGUGGGUAACCUGCGCAAGAGCCACAUCGUGGAGGCCCACGUCCGGGCCCAGCUCAUCAAGCCCCGGGUCACGGAGGAGGGCGAGUACAUCCCGCUGGAUCAGAUAGACAUUGAUGUGGGCUUUGACAAGGGCCUGGACCGCAUCUUCCUGGUGUCGCCCAUCACCAUCCUGCAUGAGAUUGAUGAGGCCAGCCCACUGUUCGGCAUCAGCCGACAGGACUUGGAGACAGAUGACUUUGAGAUCGUGGUGAUCCUGGAGGGCAUGGUAGAGGCCACAGCAAUGACCACACAGGCCCGCAGCUCCUACCUGGCCAACGAGAUCCUAUGGGGCCACCGUUUUGAGCCAGUGCUCUUUGAAGAGAAGAAUCAGUACAAGAUCGAUUACUCACACUUCCACAAGACCUACGAGGUGCCCUCCACGCCUCGCUGCAGCGCCAAGGACCUGGUGGAGAACAAGUUUCUCUUGCCCAGCGCCAACUCCUUCUGCUAUGAGAACGAGCUGGCCUUCCUGAGCCGUGAUGAGGAGGAUGAGGUGGAAGGAGACCAAGAUGGUUGCAGUCGGGAUGGCCUCAGUCCCCAGCCUCGGCAUGACUUUGACAGGCUGCAGGCUGGUGGCGCUGCCCUUGAGCAGAGGCCCUACAGACGAGAGUCAGAGAUCUGAGCUGCUGGUGGCGAAAUGCAGGGUUCACCCACCAGGGAGUGGCCCAGUGUCCUUUGGGGCCCUGGGUUUGAGCAGAGUGGGCCAGGUGGCCUGGGUUGCAGACUCAGUAGUGUUUUAGUCGUUUUAUGUUCUUCGCAAUAGCCUUGGAAAGUUGGUGGGAGAGUGGGUGGCCAGAGUGGGCAGCCCAUGGUCUCAGAAGCCAAGGCGGCACAGGUCAGGGAAGUGGCCUCCUGGGAAUCCAGCCAUAGGAGCCAGGAGCUUCUGCCUGGAGAAGGAGCUGCAGCCUGCACAGUCACCCUGCGGUGGCCCACCUCUGCGGUUAUAGGCUGGCAGGCUGCAGGCACCUCCAUGAUUUUUAACUUGGGGAGAAACACCAGAUUUCAGCUUUUUCAACCUUAGCUUGGGUAAGACUGUUUACAAAAAAAUAAUAAUAAUAACAUGCAAUUGAAAAAAACUAUUUUUAAUUCAUGGGGUUGUGGGGGAAGGACAAUAAGAAUUCCACUGGUCUGCCGCAGUGCAAGUGGCUAGAUGGAUGGGUAUACUAGAAGGUUCCCUGAGGCUGGACUGACCUCUCCCCCAUGUGUGCUAGGGUCCCCACAGUUCAUCAUGCUUAGGGGUGAAUUAGGUUCUGUUUGUCACAGAAGAGCCAAGACCAUGUUGAUGAUCCUAAUAAAAGCUUUCAGAUGCUCUUGGGGUGGGGCUGGGGAAGAAACUGGUUUGCUCUUUUUGAGUUUGAUGCUGUACCUCAGAGGUGGUCUCAGGUCUCAGGGCUGGGUGGGACCUGCCCUUGAGGGUCUCCCUGCCUCCAUGCCCAUGUUUGGCCUCUCUCUUCACUUCUGCCAGGGUCUGCACCCUUCAGAUGAGGGGCAACUAGGAACCAUGGGCGGCUCCUUGGAAAGGGGGAGGGGACGCCGGGUUCCCUCAGACGGAGGAAGGGAGUCAGCUUUCCCCCUGGGCCCACAGUGGGAGUUGUGCCUUAAGAGACUUCAGGUUGUCUGACUUGAGUUGUUUCUGUUUUUAUUGGACUUGCUGCACCCUUCCCAACCCUCUCCAUCUGCCCUGGGAAGGUGCCAGAGACUGGGCCCCUGGCGCGUGGCCACCCCUGCCUGCCCUCUCCCCUACAUACCUCAAGCAAUACAGGGUAGCCCAGAGAGUCCCAGCCAUUUUGGGGUCUGUUGCCAAAGGGCAGAGGAAAGAAUGUGGGGACAUAGAGGAGUUGUCUUCUCCCACCCCCAUUAUUUAGGAUCAUAUUUAUUCAAAGGUGAAUUGAAAAAGUGGCCAUGGAACAAAGAAUUCCUGUUCAGGCUUCAGGGACCUGGGAUGAGCUCCUUCCUCUUCCCUCCAUGUUUUCCUGAGGACAGGGGCCACAGAGAGUCCAGGAGUGGCAAUCACUUCCCUGCAAGAUGCAGUGUUAGGGCCCGGAGAUACCUCAGGCCUCUUGCCCUGGGACAGGCCUCACUCCAGGGGCCCUGACUGAGAAGAGGUGUGAGGCCCCUUGUCAUGACCAAAUUGACUCUGCCUUGUUCUUCCAGCUUGUGGGGCCAGGCCAGGGAGCAGCCCAGCCUUUCUCGGGGCUGCUGGGGAAACCUGUCUUCCCUGGUUAGCCCCUCAGGAAGGUAGCAAUGGGAAAGCCUGUGUUUCCUGGCUGCCAUCCCAGCCUGCUUUAACCCAAGCCCCCAUGCUCAGGACAAGAAGGCACCAGGGACUUUAUGGCCCAAGUUGGGAAACUGAGGCUGAGAGUGGCAAAGGGGAUAUACAAGGUCACACAGUGAGUGGGCAGAGAGAGUCUGGGUCCUGGGGAGGGGCUCCUGCCUCUUAGAUAGUCCUCCCUGAAGGUCAGGGCCAUGGGCAUUUUAGACACAGGCUACCAUUUCUCUGAAAACAUACCUAGGACAGAGCCCAGAGACAGCUUAGCCUCUCACCCUGAGCUAGGCCACACUCCAGGCACCCUGCCCUAGCAUCAGACCCAGCCUGAAAUUUUGGCCUAGAUGAUCUAGCUCUGGACAGCAAUUUCCUCUCAGGAUCUGCCAGAGGGACCUCAGCUCUUCUGGGCUCCUGGCUCUGACCCCUGGCUCUAAAGUCUGAUGGGCUUUUUUAGCCUUAGCCUUGGUGCUCUGGAAAUCAAAUUGGCAUGGGGGUGCUUAGUUCUCACCCAUCCAGCCUAGACUUCCAGCUGAGGGACAGGGUUGGCCCCAGUCUUGGGACUAGGUGGUGGCCUGUGCCCUGCUCUGCCCUUCCAGGCCUGCAUGGGCAAGUCUUCUACUUUCUUAAGAUCCAGGGGGCCCAGGUCCCUGUCACUUCAGUGGCCUGGUAUAUUUGCCUCUCCGGCCUGUCCUCCCAUGCCCACAACCACCAGAAUGACUCAACCCUUUGGAGGGGAGGCCGAGCUGCCCUUCAUCUCUCGCGUUUUCAAAUCCAUCUGUCCUCUUUUUUUCUUUCCCUGUAUUUAUUUAUUUAUUUAUUGCUUGUGCUAAAGACCAAAAUAGUUCCCCGUUUAGUGCACUUGAUGCGUGAGGACAGCUAUGAGGAGCCUUGAGUGCAUGCAGGAGUGAGGGAGACUUGACCCCUGGGGUGAGUGUGGGGAGGGGAGGGGUGUACACACACGUGUGCAUAUGUGUGAGUAUGCACACACAACUCCCCACAUAGGUGACAUUGAAUUGAUGAUGUGGAUACUUGAUAUGUUCAGAUGUAUGUGUCUACACACUGGGUGCAUGUGUGCAUGCGUGUGUGUGUGUAUGUGUGUGUGUGUGUGUAUGUGUGUGCAUGCGUGUGCUUAUUUCCUCCUGCGGGCCUGGUUUAACACUUACCAGGUCAGGGCUGGGUUCACACUGGUCAGAUUGGACACUGACCUCAGAGUUUGGUGCUGCCUAACCUGAGAGCUCCCAGUCCUCUCCCUGAUCGUCCCAUCAGUGCUGGUGUGAGGCAUCGGAGGUGAGCGUCUGUACCUGGACCAUGUGUUGGAGGCCAUGGGAUGUCUGUCUAUGUGGACACAAGUAUAUGCGCGCAUGUGUGUGUGUGUGUGUGUGGUCUUGGGGUAUGUGUGAAUGCGUCAGUGGGGCAGUGUAUCUGUGCUGCUCAGAGCACGGACGGCUGUCCUCCAACCUCUGCUGGUGCUGUGCCACCCAGUCCCUGUUCACCCAAGGGGCCUGGGAGUGGGACAGAAGGAACCACCUUGGGGGGCCCCUGUGUGGGGUGUCUGCCCUGUGUGAGGUCAUAGAAUGUCAAAUCUAUUUUAAAUGGUGAAAUUGGAGAAUUUUCAUGUUAUUUUCAAUACAUAGCGGUAUCUAAAGAUGUAGCGAUGAGACUAGACCACAUUAAAUGCGUUUUGAUCUCUUUGA